AUGUCCAUCCAACAAACCCCAACCAACGGCUUGACCGGUAAGAUCUCAUCGCUCGACAUGACUAACGCUAAGGGCUCUUCCUUGACUGACAAGUUGGCCGCCGAGGCUGCUCAGAAGGAUGGCUCUGGUGCCGCCGACUCUUUGGUCGGUAAGCCUCAGAUCAACACCUCUUUGGAGAUUGACGAAGCUGAGGUUGCCAAGGUCGCUAAGGAGCUCGAGGUUGCCACCAAGGAACACGAGGAGUUCUUGGCCAGCCACAAGGUUCAGCGUCACAAGUUGAAGGAACAGGAGAAGGACGAGCCCUUGUUGAUCGAGAACACUCGUCGUUUCGUCUUGUUCCCUAUCAAGUACCACGAGGUUUGGCAAAUGUACAAGAAGGCUGAGGCCUCUUUCUGGACCGCCGAAGAGAUUGACUUGUCUAAGGAUAUGGGCGACUGGAACAAGAUGACCGAGAACGAGAGAUUUUUUAUCUCUAGAGUUCUCGCUUUCUUCGCUGCCUCUGACGGUAUUGUCAACGAGAACUUGGUGGAAAACUUUUCCGCUGAGGUUCAGAUCCCAGAGGCCAAGUGCUUCUACGGUUUCCAGAUCAUGAUGGAGAACAUCCACUCCGAGACCUACUCUUUGUUGAUCGACACCUACAUCAAGGACCCUAAGGAGGCCGAUUUCUUGUUCAACGCUAUUGAGAACAUCCCAUGUAUCAAGAAGAAGGCUGACUGGGCUUUGAGAUGGAUCGCUGACGACAGCGCUUUGUUCGCCGAGAGAUUGGUUGCUUUCGCUGCCGUUGAAGGUAUCUUCUUCAGUGGUUCUUUCGCUUCCAUCUUCUGGUUGAAGAAGAGAGGCUUGAUGCCAGGUCUUACUUUCUCCAACGAGUUGAUUUGCCGUGAUGAAGGUUUGCAUACCGACUUUGCCUGCUUGUUGUUCUCCCACUUGCAGAACAGACCAGACCAAUCCAUUGUCGAGAAGAUCAUCACCGAGGCCGUUGCCAUCGAGAAGGAGUUCUUCACCGAUGCCUUGCCAGUCAGUUUGUUGGGUAUGAACGCCAACUUGAUGUGCCAGUACGUUGAGUUCGUCGCCGACAGAUUGCUCGUCGCUUUGGGCAACAAGAAGGUUUACAACGUUACCAACCCAUUUGACUUCAUGGAGAACAUCUCCUUGGCCGGUAAGACCAACUUCUUCGAGAAGAGAGUUUCCGACUACCAGAAGGCCGGUGUCAUGGCUAAGAGCAACGACAACACCAGCAACAGCAAGACCUUCACCUUCGACGAGGACUUCUAA
Candidozyma haemuli is the source of this 1275-nucleotide messenger RNA. RefSeq names its product ribonucleotide-diphosphate reductase subunit (gene RNR21). Gene Ontology annotation, molecular function: oxidoreductase activity. The coding region runs from base 1 to 1275 and encodes 424 amino acids. Gene Ontology annotation, biological process: deoxyribonucleotide biosynthetic process. Lineage: Eukaryota; Fungi; Ascomycota; Pichiomycetes; Serinales; Metschnikowiaceae. The record is from RefSeq and is a predicted model, not a curated record. The transcript has a single exon.